CGCGUGCCGAGCGCGGCCCGGGCCGGGCAUGCGGCGGCGGCGGGACCGGGACCGGGACCGGGGCCGCCAAUGUGUCCAGAGUGAAGCAGCUCCCAGAGCAGGGCAAGGCCUCCAGCAUGGGCACAGAGCGGAGAGCGUCCUACGAGGACGUCUCUGGGGAGCCCGGGGGGCUCGGGGGGGUGGUCAGCACCAUCUCCAGCAGCAGGAGCCCCCUGCAGCCCCCCGAUGCUGAUGAUGGGGAGCCCUUCACCACCUACUUCGACAGCAAAAUCCCCAUCCCCGAGGAUGAGACGCAUUCCUGCUUCAGCUUCCGCAAGCUGUGGGCGUUCACGGGGCCGGGGUUCCUGAUGAGCAUCGCCUACCUGGACCCCGGCAACAUCGAGUCCGACCUGCAGUCCGGGGCUGUGGCGGGCUUCAAGCUGCUGUGGGUGCUGCUGCUGGCCACCGUCAUCGGGCUGCUGCUGCAGCGGCUGGCGGCGCGGCUGGGCGUGGUCACCGGGCUGCACCUGGCUGAGGUGUGCCACCGCCAGUACCAGAAGGUCCCUCGGAUCAUCCUGUGGCUGAUGGUGGAGCUGGCCAUCAUCGGCUCCGACAUGCAGGAGGUCAUCGGCUCUGCCAUCGCCAUCAACCUGCUCUCCGUGGGCAAGAUCCCUCUCUGGGGUGGAGUGCUCAUCACCAUCGCCGACACCUUCGUCUUCCUCUUCCUGGACAAAUAUGGCCUGCGGAAGCUCGAGGCGUUUUUUGGGCUCCUCAUCAGCAUCAUGGCCCUGACCUUUGGAUAUGAGUACAUCACGGUGAAGCCCAGCCAGGAGAAGCUGCUGCAGGGACUCUUCGUCCCCUACUGCCAGGACUGUGGCACACCGCAGCUGGAGCAGGCUGUGGGCAUCGUGGGCGCCGUCAUCAUGCCCCACAACAUGUACCUGCACUCUGCCCUGGUCAAGUCCCGGCAGGUGAACCGAGCGGACAAGAGGGAGGUGAGGGAGGCCAACAAGUAUUUCUUCAUCGAGUCGUGCAUCGCGCUCUUCGUCUCCUUCAUCAUCAACAUCUUCGUGGUGACCGUCUUCGCCGAGGCCUUCUUCAACAAAACCAACGCUCAAGUGCACCAGGUCUGUGCCAACGCCAGCAGCCCCCACGCCGGGCUCUUCCCUAACGACAACAGCACGCUGGAGGUGGACAUCUACAAGGGGGGCGUGGUGCUGGGCUGCUCCUUCGGCACCGCCGCCCUCUACAUCUGGGCCAUCGGCAUCCUGGCGGCCGGGCAGAGCUCCACCAUGACGGGCACCUACUCGGGCCAGUUCGUCAUGGAGGGCUUCCUGAACCUGCGCUGGUCGCGCUUCGCGCGGGUGCUGCUGACGCGCUCCAUCGCCGUCACCCCCACGCUCUUCGUGGCCAUCUUCCAGGACGUGGAGCACCUGACGGGCAUGAACGACUUCCUCAACGUGCUCAUGAGCCUCCAGCUCCCGUUCGCGCUGAUCCCGGUGCUCACCUUCACCAGCCUGCCCAGCCUCAUGCACGACUUCGCCAACGGCCUGUUCUGGAAGGUGGCCGGGGGCCUGCUGAUCCUCCUGCUGUGCAGCAUCAACAUGUACUUCGUGGUGGCCUACGUCAUGGCCCUGCGCAGCCUGCCGCUCUACGUGGGCGCCGCCCUGCUCAGCGUCCUCUACCUGGCCUUCGUGGCCUACCUGACCUGGCUGUGCCUCGUGUCCCUGGGCGCCUCCUUCCUGGCCUGCGGGAGCACGGUAAGCGUCACCCGCCCCCUGCACCCGGACCAGUCGCCCUCCCACCCCCCCAAGUAGCCCAAGAUGGGGGUCCCGGAGCCCCAGAGCCACCAACGGUGCCGUGGGGACACGGACAGCGCCGUGGGGACACACCCCGGGCAGGACACGGACACCCGGCGGCCCCAAAUCCCCCGAUGGAGCCACACCUGGGGGGGCACAGGAGCGGCCUGACCCCCUUCCCUGUUCUCCUUCAAAUCCCAAAUUCCUCAUCCCGGUGUGUUCAACCCCCUGUAGCACAAACACUCCAGGAACGCUGCUCUGCCACUCACCUGGACAAAAUAAGCUAAAAAAUCCCCAAAUCCCCUUUUUUUGUGGCAUUUGGGGACGCUGCUGGCGUUUGGUGUGGGGUGACACUACGGCUCUGCCACCCCACCCCGAGCAGAUUUGGUACUUCUCACCAGAAAACACUUCCCACGCCCACGAGGAUGGGAAAACUGAGCAUUAAUAAUAUAUUAUUUUAUCACUACUGGCUUUUAGUGGCCCCAUGUGGGGUUUUGGGGUCAGCAGAUGAAACGAGUUUGUGGUUAUUUAUGAUUUUAUGACUUUAUUCCCUGUGAUCCAUAGAAAUAUUUCAGAGUUCUCAAAAAUCCCUGGGUUUUAACUCAGAAUCAGGUUGUGGAGGCUCCGUGAGCCUUUUCCAGGGGUUUCUUUGCUGCUCCCUCUUGUCCUGGGUUUAAAUCCCUUGGAUCUCUGGAUCAUGAUUUAUUAUUUGGGAUUCCUGUGUCCAUCCCAGUCCUGGUUUAUUGUUUGGGAUACCUCAAUCCAGCCCAAUCCUGGUUUAUUUGGGAUUCCUGGAUCCAUCCCAGUCCUGGUUUAUUUUUUGGGAUUCCUGGGUCCAUCCCAGUCCUGGUUUAAUAUUUGGGAUACCUGUGUCCAUCCCAAUCCUGGUUUAUUUGGGAUUCCUAGGUCCAUCCCAGUCCUGGUUUAUUAUUUGGGAUAACUGGGUCCAUCCCAGUCCUGGUUUAUUAUUUGGGAUUCCUGGAUACAUCCCAGUCCUGGUUUAUUAUUUGGGAUACCUCAAUCGAGCCCAGUCCUGGUUUAUUAUUUGGGAUUCCUGGGUCCAUCCCAGUCCUCAUUUAUUAUUUGGGACUCCUGUGUCCAUCCCAGUCCUGGUUUAAUAUUUGGGAUACCUCAAUCCAGCCCAGUCCUGAUUUAUUAUUUGGGAUUCCUGGGUCCAUCCCAGUCCUGAUUUAUUAUUUGGGAUACCUGUGUCCAUCCCAAUCCUGGUUUAUUAUUUGGGAUACCUCAAUCCAGCCCAAUCCUGGUUUAUUAUUUGGGAUUCCUGGGUCCAUCCCAGUCCUGGUUUAUUAUUUGGGAUUCCUGUGUCCAGCCCAAUCCUGGUUUAAUAUUUGGGAUUCCUGGAUCCAUCCUAGUCCUGAUUUAUUAUGUGGGAUACCUCAAUCCAGCCCAGUCCUGGUUUAUUUUUUGGGAUUCCUGGAUCCAUCCUAGUCCUGGUUUAUUAUUUGGGAUACCUCAAUCCAGCCCAGUCCUGAUUUAUUAUUUGGGAUUCCUGGAUCCAUCCCAGUCCUGGUUUAUUAUUUGGGAUUCCUGGAUCCAUCCCAGUCCUGGUUUAUUAUUUGGGAUUCCUGGAUCCAUCCCAGUCCUCAUUUAUUAUUUGGGAUACCUCAAUCCAGCCCAGUCCUGGUUUAUUAUUUGGGAUACCUCAAUCCAGCCCAGUCCUGAUUUAUUAUUUGGGAUUCCUGUGUCCAUCCCAGUCCUGGUUUAUUAUUUGGGAUUCCUGGAUCCAUCCCAGUCCUCAUUUAUUAUUUGGGAUUCCUGUAUCCAUCCCAGUCCUGGUUUAUUAUUUGGGAUUCCUGUGUCCAUCCCAGUCCUGGUUUAUUUUUUGGGAUUCCUGGAUCCAUCCUUCCCACAACACAACGGCCAUGAGCCGUGGGAUUUGUGGGGUUGGGGGGGACCAGAGGUGGAUUUGGGGUUUGGAAUCCUGCUGUCCCACCCCCACCUUCCCCAGGCUGGAAAUUUGGGUUUCUCUGGCUGAAACGCUGCCUGUGCUGCACUAAUUUGGGUUUUGUUUUUUUUAUUUUUCCUCUGGUCCUGCUUGUACAAACCCCCUUUGCCAUUAAAAAAAAAUGGAGAUUUCCAA
Messenger RNA from Taeniopygia guttata (zebra finch), 3879 nucleotides. NCBI's taxonomy places the organism in Eukaryota, Metazoa, Chordata, Aves, Passeriformes, Estrildidae. The record is from RefSeq and is a predicted model, not a curated record.